This is a messenger RNA of Emericellopsis atlantica, 2409 nucleotides long. RefSeq lists its product as uncharacterized. Gene Ontology annotation, molecular function: ATP binding; ATP hydrolysis activity. Bases 1 to 2409 code for a protein of 802 amino acids. The transcript is spliced from 2 exons. NCBI's taxonomy places the organism in Eukaryota, Fungi, Ascomycota, Sordariomycetes, Hypocreales, Bionectriaceae. The record is from RefSeq and is a predicted model, not a curated record.
AUGGCGUCGGAACGCGUGCAGGUCUUCGAAGACUCUGAGGCCGACAGUGCCUCUGAUGUGAGCUACUUCUCCGAUGCCAGCCCGCCUCGACAACGCCGUCGACCUCGCCGGACGCAACACUUGAACCCUGGCUACAUUCGAGUGGAUGGCAAAGUCCCUCCUGUGGUCCAUACGGUGGAAUAUGUUGGUCGCCGGAACAGAAUAUUCGCUCUUCGGCAAAGCACGAAGCCUUUCAAUCGCAUCCUUGAAUCGAAAGUCCUUGCCAACGAUCAGCCCCAUGUUGGCCAAGGAGAUGGCGAGAACGCUGAGCUGGAGCAAAGGCCGAUCAUCGAAAUUACCACUCAUGUCAAUUCGCGCCGCGAUCGGGGUCACAUCCGUUCUUAUCGUCGGCGGGACAGAGUGAUCCGCCAGCCUGUCACUGCGGCUUUUGGCAACGCACGCGAUUAUGUCAGCGGCUCAGAGAGUGAGGUGGACGACGUGGUCUCCCCCUUUGUGGUGAUGCGAGAUGCCGAGAUGACAAUCUGGUCCGAGCAUCUCAAGAACGCCCUCAAAGCUGUCGUAGCAUACUACCCGUUCUUCAAGCUAUCAGAGGAGACACUAAAGAUCCCCUCACCAUACCAUAUCCUCUACCACCAUCGCCAAGAAUUGUCUACAUAUCGCAACAAUCAGCCUGAGACGCAUUCCGCAGAAUAUGCAGCGACUACCUCAGCUCACAUCGAUGUACUUCUGGACUUCCUGGAAACAAAUCAGUGCUCCGGUGUCCGCAAAGAAGAAGAACUCCACAAACUUGAUGUGCCGUUGGCCACAUUCAAAUACUUCUGGCUGCUCCUCAAGCCGGGCUCUGUCGUCUACGCGAAGCGUUACAACAUAUGGACUCCAUAUAUUGUGAGCAACAUUAUCUCCGGCGGAGAUGGCCAGUCUAUCAAGGUCAAUGGCUGGCUUCUUGAAUCUGGCGGCGCCCGAGUUGAGCGCUUCAUGGAGUCUUUCACCGUCCCACCCUGGCUUGGUGAGCAGGCCAUCAGUACGUUGCCCGUUGUUCCUGCUGCCUAUUGGAAGGAUGAUCUUGAGGCGCAAAACGGCCUGCCCAUGUAUGAAAAGUGCGUUGCCGAGGGCAAGAUGUACUGGGAUCUUCUGCAAGGACCAAAGUACAUGCAAUAUGAUGGACAUCUCGUCGAGUCCGGUGACAGAGGUAGACAUGCUGGUGGGCCCUGUGGCUUUAUGUCAAGCCGUGUUGUCUGCGACAUUGCUGGUCUCGAGAAGUUCAUGAACAUGGGCCCGCCGUCCUUGGACUUUGCACCACCGUCCCCACGCCGGGAACGCCCUGUUCGCCCGCCCCCCAAAGACCAUCUGCCAAAGUCUCGUCCGCGUUGCACAUGUGACAAUUGUGCCGACUUGAGACCAGCUGGGGAGAAUUACAGCCCCUGGUUUGGAUACGAAGACCUUGAUCCAACCAGGGAUACUCCUCCAGAUGAUGAUCUGUUCUACGUUUUGUUGAGCAACACAGUUCCUGGUUUCAUCCUUGGCAGUCGCCGGUGGGGCCACCUCAACAUCGCCCAUCUCAAGCCUGUCGAGACUGACAAGAAUGCGUUCAAUUCACUGAUGAUCGAUGAAGACAUCAAAGUGACAGUCAAGGCCCUGAUCGGUCAGUUUGCAGCCAAUGCCGACGGCAUGAUCAAGCCCUGGGGAAACGACUUUAUCAAGCAUAAGGGCGAUGGUCGAAUCUUCUUGUUUCACGGCGAGCCCGGCGUCGGAAAGACGUGUACCGCUGAGUGUAUUGCAGAGCUCACGGGCCGACCUUUGCUGUCGCUCACUGCUGGCGACCUAGGCAUCGACUCGUGGCGGGUGGAACAGAAUCUCAACUACUUCCUCGACCUAGGCCAGCGUUAUGGCGCCCUCGUGCUACUUGAUGAGGCGGAUGUCUACCUUGAGCGACGUCGUGCCCGUGACAUUGACCGCAACGGACUCGUCUCGGUCUUCUUGCGCGCUCUUGAGUACUAUAGAGGCUGCAUCAUCAUCUCGACCAACCGCGUUCGCGCUUUCGACAAGGCCUUCAUGUCCCGCAUCCACGUCGCCCUGCACUACAAGAACCUGCGCAACGAGGACCGCGAGCGCAUCUGGGACAACAAUUUUGAACGCCUGAAGCGCGACUCUGGGGGCAAGGUGCAUGUCUCGGUGGCGGCCAAGGACUACAUUUGGGAGAGUCGCGAUGUGCGCGACCUGACCUGGAACGGCCGCGAGAUUCGCAACGCGAUGCAGACAGCUCUGGCACUGGCGGAGGCAGAGUCCGCGGAGGAGGGUUUGGACAAGAUCACGAUCACGGAGAAGCACGUGCGGGCUGUUGUCAAGCUGAGCGCUUCGUUCAAGGACUUUAUCAGGGAUUCGAUGCCCGAUGACACGAUGAGCUCUUGA